This is a messenger RNA of Oldenlandia corymbosa var. corymbosa, 1812 nucleotides long. The record is from the annotation of a GenBank genome assembly. Lineage: Eukaryota; Viridiplantae; Streptophyta; Magnoliopsida; Gentianales; Rubiaceae.
GUUAUAGUAAGGCUUGGAAGAAACAAACUACGGCAAGCACACAUCCCUUGCACUUCAAGGCGUCGAAACACCGCCACUUCUUUGCAAAGGGCAAGCAAUAUAAUAAGCCUUGGUGUGCACAUGAUUCAAUCUUUGCCCUCAAUAUCCAGCAAAUGUCAGAAUUUUGAACUUGUUAAAAGGUUGAAAUCUUCUCCAUUUCAUCGUGAAACCCUUUAUGAUCACCUAGAUUGCCAUUUUCCCAUCAACCUGAAAAAAAAAAAGAAGUGAUCUUCUCCCCUUCGAUUCAUCCGUCCGAAAAGAAGGUAGUUCGGUUUUAAGACGGUUUCUCUUUAUGCUUUAUCUGUACUUUGGUGCUUUUAGCUGGCUGUACUCGCAAAACAUGUUUAAGACUUGAUUUGGCUCGCCAAAGGUCUGACCAUGAAGGUGAAAAUAAUUCGGGGCAUCAAACAGUUGUUCGCCCCCAACGGGAGGACUGAUGUAGAGGAAGACUCCGGAACAAAUUCGGGUUUGGACCUCCGAGAGGAAUAUGCCAACGCAUUCCGAACCGAAUCAUACAACGUGUUUUGGGAAAGAGUUCUGGAACUCAGCAAAGGCAAAUACGCCACCCACACCACCGUCGGCUCCACCACCGCCUCUCGCCUGCCAUCUUACCGCCUCUUCGUGGAUAGCCUCCUGGACCCGGAUCAAUCCACCAUCGCCCGAAUUCUAUCCUUGACCCGAAUACCCCACCCGGCAACACAAACUCUCUUAACUGAAUAUUUCUCUGAAACCGCCAAUGCUUCUUUCUUGUGUAGCCGUUUGCUUAGAGAUGUUGAUCGUACCCGAAUUAAAUAUAAAGCCCUGAAAGCUACACUGGAUUCCCUUCAAAUCGGCCAAAUCCAACCAGUUAAUAAUGUACCCGUUUUACCGGCUCGACUAUCUGAAUUCUCCAAGUCUUACAACCCGUUUAUGCUAUCCAACUCAACUUCUGAGCGGAUCCAAACCGUCCAGACGGACUGUUCGGAUCUACUCAAACGUCUUGAGUCAAGCCGAGACAAGAUUCAAGCUAAGUCCCAGCUAAUCAAUAGACUGAAAUCCGGCUCGGCUGUUUUUCUUGUGGCUCUGACGGCUUCGUUGACAAUUGUGGUGGUGACGCACGCAUUAGCCGUCCUGGUAGCCGCGCCGUGUGUGGUGGCGGCUUCGCUGGAGCUCAUUUCCUCGAAGAAUCUGGCUAAGUGGUCGGCUCAGCUAGAUUCAGCGGCCAAAGGAACGUACAUAUUGAUGAGAGACUUGGACACAAUAAGCCGGCUGGUGAGCCGGCUAAGCGACGAGCUGGAACAUUUCCACGCAAUUAUACGGUUCUGGCUGGGGAAAGGAGGGAGCCGGGUUCAAGCCGGAGGGGAAGUGGCGCGGCAGCUGAAAAUGAAUGAUGUGAGCUUGAGCGACCAGCUGGACGAGCUGGAGGAGCAUUUGUAUUUGUGUUUCAUGACCAUCAACAGAGCCAGAAACCUCGUAUUGAAAGAAAUCCAAAAUCAUCCUGCUGGUCAAUCCCCUUCAACGUAGGAACAUCUCGAGUCAAAAUGUAUCAAAUUGAUCCUCACAUAAUAAUGAUAAGAAAAACCACACAUUUACAUUAUCAUCACGUAUUCUUUAAUUAAAAAUAUUCAUUUCGUUUCCCAGAUGGGUGUUUCGGCGAUCAGGCCAGUUAUCUCAUACAAGCCGUUAUCUUUUUCCUCUUUUUAUUUAUUUAUUUUUUUAAUUUUUAUAUUUCAUGAGUUAGCUAUGAAAAGCCGUUUUCUUUUGGUGAACCGAGCAAAAUGAGAUCGAAAUCAU